Molecule: messenger RNA, 498 nt
Organism: Brassicogethes aeneus
Lineage: Eukaryota; Metazoa; Arthropoda; Insecta; Coleoptera; Nitidulidae
Source: the annotation of a GenBank genome assembly
AUGGUAAAAUCGUGCAAAAUUUGCAAGCAACCUUUCACGAAAUCGUCCACCUUCUCAUUUCACACUAUUCCAAAAAUCCCUGAGUUGAGAAGAAGGUGGUUGUUGGCUUUGGAUUUGCAGGACAGCGUUGCAAUGAGCUCGGCAAUAAUUUGCUCGAAGCAUUUUGAGGGGUCUGAUUAUCUUUUACAAUCAAAGGAAAAUUCUAAAAGACAGUUAAAAAAGGAUGCAAUACCUUGUUUAACCCUACAAAAUUACAGUACUGAUCCUUUAUUGGAGCAUUCCUAUGUGAAGAAAUGGAUAGAUUUCAAGAAAAGCAACCACAAUUCAGCAAUAAAUAAAAAUAAAGUCUCCAAUGACGAAAAGAGGUAUGAAUUGAUGAGGCAGAAGUAUUUGAAUAGUAGAAUUGAAGUUAAGUUGUUGAAACAGCAAAACCAAAAACUUGAGAAGAAAGUAAAAGACUUGACAAAUAUUAUUAUUAAUUUAAAGGAGAAAAAUUAA